Stylonychia lemnae is the source of this 2880-nucleotide messenger RNA. Lineage: Eukaryota; Ciliophora; Spirotrichea; Sporadotrichida; Oxytrichidae. The record is from the annotation of a GenBank genome assembly.
AUGUCACUAGCAUUUUUAGAUGGAGGUAAAUAAGCCUCUGCUCAAGCCGCUCUUGCUAUGCUAAACGAUCCUGAAAAGGAUAUCCAAGUCUAUGCUCUUCAAAAGUUGGAUCAUAUCGUUCAUUACGCUUGGCAUGAAAUAGCUGAUCACGUCAGCAAAAUAGAGGCAUUUUUCGAUGACAACACAUUCCCUUAAAGAGAAUUAGCAGCAUCAAUAGCAUCUAAAGUAUUCUAUUACCUUGAAGCUUACGAGGAGUCAUUGAGACUUGCUCUUGAAGCAGGGGAUAAGUUCGAUUUGAACUCAUAAAAUCAAUACACAGAGACUUUGAUUCACAAAUGCAUUGACAACUAUAUUGAAAGAAGAGUCUAAAUUGUAGAUCAUAAAGCUGAUGACUUAUAAAUUGACCCUAAAAUGGAGAAUGUAGUUAACAGAAUGUUUGAUAGAUGCUUUAGAGACGGAUGCUAUAAUCAAGCUAUAGGUAUCGCUCUAGAAUCAAGAAGAUUAGACAAAAUUAAAGAGUCAAUUGAAAGAUCUAACGAUGUUGAGGAAAAAUUGGCUUACGCUUUUACUAUUGCUCAAAAUUAAGUAAGAAUCAAAUCUUUCAGAACUGAGAUCCUCAGACUACUCUUGCUCAUCUAUGAGCAGAAGCAAGGUGGUAGAUUUGACUACUACAAGAUAGUAAAAUGCCAAUUUAUCUUGAAUAUUCCAGAGGCAACUGGCAUUUUAUUGAAAAGAAUUGUAGCGUCAGAAGAUUUCCUAGUUGCUUAUUAGAUUGCCUUCGAUAUUCUAGAUAAUGAGAACUAAUCAUUUACCAAAUAAGUGUCAGAGAAUUUAACUGGAGGAGAUGUAGAUGAUUUAGUCAGAACUAGAGUAGCUUAAAUCUAAUAAAUCUUUACUGGUGAAGUGAGAGACAGACUUUAUCUUUAAUUCUUGAAGAAAAAUAAUCACACAGAUAUGCUGAUUCUUACCAAGAUCAAGGAAAAAAUCGGGCAAAGAAACUCAAUAACUCAUGGAUCAUGUAUUUGGGCUAAUGGUAUUAUGAAUGCAUAUACAACAAAUGAUAGCUUCCUUAGAGAUAACCUUUAAUGGGCUGCUAUCGCUACAAACUGGAACAGAUUCAAUGCAACAGCUACUCUUGGUAUGAUUCAUAUGGGAAACAAGAAAGAAGCAAUGGCAAUCUUGAACCCCUAUUUUACUGGUUCAGUAGCUGAAGGAUAAUCAUCCUCUCCAUACUCCACUGCUGGAGCAUACUAUGCAUAUGGUCUCAUCAACGCCAACUAAUACAAUUAAGAGGUUGUUCAAUAUUUCCUAGAUGGAUUUAGAAACAGUGGUUAAAAUGAAGCAAUCUAGCAUGGUAUAUGUUUAGGUCUUGGUUUAACAGCAAUGGCCACAAAGAAUGAGGCAAUCUAUACAGAGCUUAGAGAUGUGCUCUUUAAUAAUGCAGAUAGCGCAGUCAUUGGUGAAGCCGCAGGAUAUAGUUUAGGUCUAGUUAUGCUAGGCUCUGCUGAUGAUAAUGCAAUCUAAGAAAUUAUUACUCAUGCUAAUGAUAGUAAACACGAAAAGAUCAUUAGAUCUCUAUCAAUCUCUCUCGCUUUAAUUAUGUACGGCAAAGAGGACAACGCUGAUGUCCUGAUUGAGCAAAUGGUAAGAAGCAAAGAUUCAAUCAUGAGAUAUGGUGCUAUGUUCGCUAUUGGAUGCGCUUAUGCUGGCACAAACAACAAUGAUGCCGUUAAGAAACUUCUUCACUAUGCAGUUUCAGAUGUUAGUGAUGACGUUAAAAGAGCAGCCUUAAUGAAUCUAGGAUUCUUGCUUUUCCGCAAGCCAGAAAAAAUUCCUGAACUUGUAAAGCAACUUGCUGAAUCAUACAAUCCACAUUUAAGAUACGGAGCUGCUUUCGCAGUAGGAAUCGGUUGCGCAGGUACUGGUCUUCAUGAAGCCAUUAAACUCUUAGCUCCACUAACUAAUGAUUAAGUAGAUUUUGUAAGACAAGGUGCUUUGAUAGCUCUUUCUAUGGUUUUCAUCCAAAUUACAGAAGCCUAAGAGCCAAAGGUAGCAACUAUUAAAAAACUAUACACUAAGACUAUUGAAGACAAACAUGAAGAAAUCCUCUCAAGAAUGGGAGCAAUUAUUGCUUAAGGAAUCAUUAACUCUGCUGGUAGAAAUGCCACAAUCUCCCUUACCACAAGAGAUGGAAGUCUAAGAUAAAACGCAGUUGUUGGUCUAGUCCUAUUCAUGUAGCACUGGUACUGGUAUCCACUUCUUAACUUUUUGUCUUUGUCCCUAACUCCAACAGCUUUGAUUGGUGUGAGUGAUAACCUCAAAGUACCAAAGUCAUUCCACUUUACAUCAAGUGCCAAGCCAUCAACUUAUAAGUAUCCAGAUUUCUUAAAAAGAGAAGAAGGCAAAGAGAAGGAGAAAGUUGAGACUGCUGUACUCUCAACUACAGCCAAGGUUAAGGCCAGAGCUGGAAGAAAGCAAAAAGCUGAUGGAGCUCAAGAUGCCCCAACAUUAAUAGAUACUACCACCGCGAAAGCAGACGAAGAAAUGUUGACCGAAGAGGAGAAGAAGAAAAAAGAGGAGGAGGAAAAGAAGGCUAAAGAACCAGAACCUGAAUUCCAAGAGUUAAAGAACCCUUCAAGAAUCCUAAAAGCUCAAGAAAAGAAGAUCUUAUACAAAGGUGAUCAGAGAUGGUAUCCAGUACUUGAAAACAGAUUCAGUGGGUUCGUAGUUCUUAGAGAUCAACAACCAAAUAGUGAGGAGAGGGAGUAAUAUUAUGAUGAUGAAGAGAGGGAUCCAAACGCUCCAAACCCCGACAAGCAAAGUGAUCUCGAUAUCCCUGAGGAGUUCGAGUUCGACCCAGCUGUAUAGAAUGCUUAAUGA